GCCGACCCCCAUCACAUACAAUGCGCGUGAAAUUUUUUGUUUCAGCCGGCAUCUCUGCGAUUGCCCUCUUGGCACACCCGACCUCUGCUGAGUGUGGGGUGAUUCAAAGCAACACUGAUUUCAAAGGCAACGACUUGGCGACGGCACUAGCAAACUCCGCUGAAGCGUGUUGUCCCAUUUGCGACGCCAAUCCCAGUUGCACUGGGUUUGCAUUUGCUGGCGGGGUGUGCUACCUCAAGUAUGGCCCGUUGGUUCGCAUUCCCAAAGGCGGCAUCAGUGCUGGCGUCGUCCAGCCGUCGCAAUGUGCCCCCGCUGAGCAAAACGUCGACUACGACGGCAACGAUUUGGAAUGCAUCCGCACGAUCUUCACCCCCGACGAGUGUUGUGCCAAGUGCGCGUCCAACAGCCAAUGCCAGCUGUACGUCGUGUCCCAAUUUGGCUGCUGCAUCAAAUCCAAGCCCGGUCCCCGCUUCGACAACCUCGAUCCGGCCUGGAACGCCUUUGCCGCGUUUCGAAAUCAACCUGCGUCGAGCAGCAACAACGGGGCAUGGACGACAGUGGCCGUCGUCGUCGAUGCUUCCACGUCCCCCGACAGCCGUGUGACCCCGAUUUCCUACUCGUACGUGGCGGGGGCCCAGUGGUUCCCCACAACACCCCUUGCCAUGACAUCCUUUUUGGCGACUCUGAAUGCAACCAUCGCUCGCCACGAGCACGGCGCAAUGCCCGAGCGAGUGACGCUCACUAUGCAAGACGGCUUCAACAACGUCAUGCCGUUCACGUCUGUGACGUCGUUGGGGGAAUGUGUGGCCUUGGUGGGGUCCCACGGCGAGGCAUUCUUCACGUACAUGUCGGAUUCGGGCAUUUGUUUGGGGCACCAGUUUCCCGGCACGACAAAGACGCUGCUGCGUCGAGGCGCAGCGCUGGCGAGUACGGCGGCAGUCGUUUCGGUAGCGAAAACCAUCCCCGUCGACUUUGUCUUGUCGCCUUCCGUUUCGGGAAGCGACGACAGAGCGUGCGUGGCGGCCUGCCAAGCCUCCUUGACCCCCCUCGUCUGCGCCGCGGCGACUCGAUCCUCCUCCACCACGUGCAUGUUGUUUGGUCCGCUCGUGGCGCGCACACCGAGUACCAUCGCCGGAUGGCUCACGAGUGCGUUUGUGGCCACGGUGAAGCCAAACUUGCCGGUGUUUUCAAGUCCGACCAAAGUGCACAUUUACACAACGGCCCACCAGGACGACCAUGAACUGUUCAUGUCCAACGCGUACCACUACAGCAUUGCCGACGCCGCGACCAAAGUCGUGUUUGUGUACACGACGGCGGGGGAUGACAAGGACGCGCUCAACACGUGGCGGAUUGCGAGGGAGCGGGGGACGCUGGCGGCGUCUACGGCGUGGGUGGACAACCUCGGCAAGUUCAAUUCCAACCCCAAGACAGAAACCGUGACCAUUCUCAAUCGAAAGCUCGCCAAGGUCACAGUGGGCAACGUCGUGCACUACUUUUUGCGCAUCCCAGAACUGGGGCCGGAUGGACAGUCGGGGUUCAUGGCGCUAGUCAACAACCAGCGCCCCAUUGCACCCAUGGACGAUCCGUGGAAACCCUACGCCAACCGAGAUGCGUUCAAAGACGUGCUGGCAGCUAUUUUUACUGCCGAAGCCAGUGGGAUCAAGACAGUGACAUUUAACGCCCAAGACCCCCAAAGCGAGCAGCCGGACCAUGUCAUGCACUGGGCAUCGGGCCAAUUGGUGUGGGACAUUGUGAACGCCGACCCCAAGUGGAAAACGUGUGCCCCUCAAAACUACUACUUCGACUACCAGCACUGGUUUGACACCGUCAACGUGGACAAGCCAGUGGUGUUAAACCUGCAACGGUAUGCAUGGCUACGAAUGAGCCAGGCUAUUUACAACACCAAUUCGUCCGUUCUGUUUUGGUCCAUGCACUCUGUCAAUCUCGGCCGCACGUACAUUCGACGCACCAUCAACACCAACGCAGGCAGGCCCAUGUUGAUACUACGACAAUGUGCUAACUAUACUGUUUCCCCAAUACAUGUAUAA
Aphanomyces astaci is the source of this 2048-nucleotide messenger RNA. RefSeq lists its product as hypothetical. Gene Ontology annotation, molecular function: protein binding. Lineage: Eukaryota; Oomycota; Saprolegniomycetes; Saprolegniales; Verrucalvaceae. The coding region runs from base 21 to 2048 and encodes 675 amino acids. The transcript has a single exon. The record is from RefSeq and is a predicted model, not a curated record. Gene Ontology annotation, biological process: proteolysis. Gene Ontology annotation, cellular component: extracellular region.